Thlaspi arvense is the source of this 747-nucleotide messenger RNA. Lineage: Eukaryota; Viridiplantae; Streptophyta; Magnoliopsida; Brassicales; Brassicaceae. The record is from the annotation of a GenBank genome assembly.
AUGGAAGAGGGUGGGAGUAGUCACGACGCAGAGAGUAGCAAGAAGAUAGGGAGAGGGAAGAUAGAGAUAAAGAGGAUAGAGAACACAACGAAUCGUCAAGUAACUUUCUGCAAACGACGCAAUGGUCUUCUCAAGAAAGCUUAUGAGCUCUCUGUCUUGUGUGAUGCCGAAGUUGCCCUCGUUAUCUUCUCCACUCGUGGCCGUCUCUAUGAGUAUGCCAACAACAGUGUGAAGGGUACAAUUGAAAGGUACAAGAAAGCUUGUUCAGAUGCCGUCAAUCCCCCCUCCGUCACCGAAGCUAAUACUCAGUACUAUCAGCAAGAAGCCUCUAAGCUUCGGAGGCAGAUUCGAGACAUUCAGAACUCAAACAGGCAUAUUGUUGGGGAAUCACUUGGUUCCUUGAACUUCAAGGAACUCAAAAACCUCGAAGGACGCCUUGAAAAAGGAAUUAGCCGCGUCCGAUCCAAGAAGAAUGAGUUGUUAGUGGCAGAGAUUGAGUAUAUGCAGAAGAGGGAAAUGGAUUUGCAACACGAUAACAUGUACCUGCGAGCUAAGAUAUCCGAAGGCGUGAGGUUGAAUCCGGAACAGCACGGAUCGAGUGUGAUACAAGGAACAGCGAUUUACGAAUCCGGUGUGUCUUCUCAUGAUCAGUCGCAGCAUUAUAAUCGGAACUAUAUUCCAGUGAACCUUCUUGAACCAAAUCAGCAAUUCUCCGGUCAAGACCAACCUCCUCUUCAACUUGUUUAA